Molecule: messenger RNA, 1342 nt
Organism: Lymnaea stagnalis (great pond snail)
Lineage: Eukaryota; Metazoa; Mollusca; Gastropoda; Lymnaeidae
Source: the annotation of a GenBank genome assembly
GAAGAAACAUUGACAAAUUAUAUGAAGAUAUAGGAGAUUUCUCUAAAUGUGUGACUCAGAUGCUGACCCACACUUAGUGGGAUGCAGAGUACAGCAAGGAAAGCUGUCAGAAAUAUUAAAUUCUAGUACUUCUGUAAGUGAUCUAAGUGAGGCAGCCUCUGACAUGAGCCUGUCUACAUCACCUGGUAGUGAUAUUCCUUCGCAGACACAUAAAGACUUCAUACCACCAUCAUCUGCAAAUGUAAGCAUCAAUGCACAACAACCCAGAAAAAGAGUUGUUGUACGGCAGUUGUCAUCAAAUCCUUAUUUAACCAGUUCUGAGAUGUCUCCAUCAGACGAUCAUCCAGUUAUUGUCGGUUCUCAUUCUUUUGCUGCAGGAGACAGUAGACUUUAUGCUAAUGGAGGCUCAUUUCCUGAUAACUGUUUAUCUGAGCUACUGAGUAAAGAAUUAUCUCAGAAAGCCAAUUCUUAUCCUCUGACAUCAACCUGCUUUUGGGAGAGUGAUGAGGAAGAAGAUGAUAAUGGGAAUGAUGACCUCAAAAACUUGAAGCAUGUCAUACUAGACAAUAGUUAUAAAAAAUCUAAUCAUGACAUUGUAGUUGACAAAGUAACUCAAUUUCCUGGUCAGUUAAACCACAAAGAUACUUCCUUACUCCCUCCCAACAUACCCAGAGAAACACCCAAAGCAGGGGUUAGUCCUACAGCUUUCGACAGUGUACAAGAACUAAAUUAUCCAAAAAAUUACCUUCAAGAUCAGCAACUGGAACUUCAUGAGCAACAAUAUCUUUGCCAUCAGAGCCAUCAUCAUUUCCAUCACCAAUACCAGCAGCAUCAUGAUAAGCAAUCUCAUUCAAACAUACAACCUGAAAAUGUUGGCGAAAUCCUACCUGAAACUAACAAAAUCAAUGGGUUUAAACGACUUCCCAACCAGAAUGAGCACCAUUCGGGCAAUGUCACUGCUCAGCUAUAUUCCAACCAUCCACAAGACAUUGCUUCUUCCAGCCCUCCAAAAAGUCGAGAAAUAAACUCUUGGGGCCAUUUUUAUAAGCCUACUGCAGAAAGCCAUUAUAAAUACAGGCGUAGUCAUUACUCAAGUGACAGUGAAGAGGAAGAAAUCUCGUCUAAUAAAACAGAAGAGGCUAAAGAGAGCAGCACCAAAGUUUCCUUGUGCAAAACUCACAAGUUGCCAUGCAAAUGUAACCAUCAGGAUCGACCCGAUUCUCAGGUUUUUAUACACAAUAACAAUGCAAACAUUAAACAGGCUCGGGGCAUGGACAAAAAGUCAAUGACGCAUAAUGGUAUGAAACCCCAUGAAUUUAAGGAAAGAUUUCAGGUAAAUAUU